AUGGCCUCCCACCGCAUCGGCGCCCGCGUCGCGGGCCUCUCGCCAGCGCAGCUGUGCGCCAUCAUCGAGGCGCAGGCGGGCGCGAGCGACGCCGCGCUGCGCGUGGCGGAGGAGCACGCCGCACGGCUCGUGGAGCAGCCCGAGUCUGUCCUCUCCGUCCUCCUCUCGCCGGACCUCGCCCCGCACAUCCUCGCCCAGCUGCCGACCACGGCGCACGCUGCCAAGGGGACGAGCCGAAGCAGCAUGUCAGCGCCCUCCAAAAACCUCACCAUCACCAUGUACCGCGAGCUGCUGCGAGGAUCCGAGCGCCAUCAUGCGACCAGGCCACACAAUGUGCUCUACGACCGCGUCCAGAGCGAAGGGGCGGCGUGGCUGGAUUUCGGCGACAGUGCGGCGGCGGUGGCCCCGCCGGCGCCUUGGGAGACGUGUGAGGCGGAGGAGGCAGCGUACGUCCUCGACUACAGCGCGUUCUACCGUGGAUCGUCACUCAUGGCAGCAGGCGGCGGCGCUUGA
Messenger RNA from Emiliania huxleyi CCMP1516, 513 nucleotides. RefSeq lists its product as hypothetical. The record is from RefSeq and is a predicted model, not a curated record. NCBI's taxonomy places the organism in Eukaryota, Haptophyta, Isochrysidales, Noelaerhabdaceae. The transcript is spliced from 3 exons. The coding region runs from base 1 to 513 and encodes 170 amino acids.